This is a messenger RNA of Dentiscutata erythropus, 467 nucleotides long. Lineage: Eukaryota; Fungi; Glomeromycota; Glomeromycetes; Diversisporales; Gigasporaceae. The record is from the annotation of a GenBank genome assembly.
AGUCUCACGGGGGUUGAUGAGUUAAAAAAUGAGUCGGGAAAGUGUACAUUUCAUGUCAUACCUGAGGAGUCAUAUGAUGAGGAAUAUGAAUAUGUUCUGGGGUCGGAUAUAGGUAUACAAACUGAAAAUAUUUGUCUUGUAGACAGGGGUACACAGUAUGAUAUACAGGGUCAAGCGGAUGAAAAAAUGCAAACAGAUUCUGGCUCGCUGCAGUGUAAUAUUGAGAUGUAUCACAACACAAUCAGAGAAAUCAUAGCUAAUUAUAAAAGUGAAUCAUGGGAUAUCGCUUACCAAUACAUCGACGAUGAUCUGAAGUUAGAGAUGGAGUUCUACACGAUAUUUCCAGGGUAUUAUUUCUACUCAAAAUUUGAGAAGAUGAAAAUGAUCACAAUGCAUAAGCUCAACAUAACCGAAGAUGAUAUAAAUCUUGUGAGGAAGCCAGUCGCAGAGUUUAUUUGGUCUGAGAG